Molecule: messenger RNA, 1479 nt
Organism: Phytophthora sojae
Lineage: Eukaryota; Oomycota; Peronosporomycetes; Peronosporales; Peronosporaceae
Product: papain-like cysteine protease C1
Exons: 1
Coding region: 1-1479 (492 amino acids)
Cellular component (GO): lysosome
Molecular function (GO): cysteine-type endopeptidase activity
Source: RefSeq, a predicted model, not a curated record
AUGCAGGCGGUGGAGCAGUUUGAGCUGCGGUUGUACCACGCACAGACGCGCACCCAGCGACGCGCGCUGCUGGGCCCCACCAGAGCCUCGGACGAGACCAGGGCGGAAGCUCUGGCCAACACGGCGCGCGUGGUGGACGAGGCCAAUGCCGAGCACGACGCGGGCAAGAAGUCGUACUUUAUGGGCUACAACGAGCUCAGCGACUUGACGGACGAGCAGUACCGAGCUUUCCUGACCUCCAGACCGGACAGAGACUCGCCCAGGAGGAAGCAGAGGAAGAAGCAGCCGACGAGAGGGGCUGGAGGACUCAAGAGAGGGAAGCAGGUUACCAUCAGCUUCGAUUUAGACGCGAGUGACGGUGACGAUGACGAGGAGGAAGAGGAAGAGGAUGAGGAUGAUAUUGAGGUUCCGACGUCGCUGGACUGGACGACGAAGGACGGGGGGAAGUACAUGACGCCCAUCAAGAACCAGGGAACGUGUGGCAGCUGCUGGGCCUUUGCUGGCGUAUCGGUGGUGGAGUCAAGGUAUGCGAUUGAGAACGAUGUCCAAGCAACAGCCUUGAGUGUUGAGCAGGUUCUGAGCUGCUCGGCGUCGUUGGAUCACAUUCGGAGUAAGUUCCCGGAUAACAUGACAAGCUCGUCGGAAGGGUGCGCUGGUGGGAUGCCGUUCCUCACGUACACGUACCUGAGUUUAGCCAAACCUCAUGGACUGUCGUGUGGGAGUGUGAUCCCGUACGUGAUGGCUACGAACGAGACGGAUUCUGCGUGCCCCUCGAAGCUCACUGAUGAGGUAGCUGUGGCCUGGGAGCAGAAUGUAUCCGACUACAAGGUGGUGGCCACGAGUGAGAAGGCGCUACUUCGAGCGGUGACGCGAGGACCUGUUACAGCUAACAUCGACGCUACAGGAGACGGGUUCCGUUACUACGCAGGAGGGAUCUACGACGCUCAAGACUGCCUCAGCGAUGGAGAGGAAGUAAACCACGCCGUAGUGGUCGUGGGCUUUGGUGAGACUGACGCCGGCGAGAAGUAUUGGACAAUCCGGAAUACCUGGGGCACUAUGUGGGGCGAGGACGGCUACAUGCGCAUCGCCCGCGGUGGUAACGUCAGUGAAUACGGCCCUUGCAAUCUGUACCUCUACGCAGACUACCCGGUGAACCUCACAGUUGGCUCCAACGCGACUAGCGGUGAGCCCUCGUGCGUUUUGCCACCUUCAAAGUUUGAAGCGCUUUCGGCCAUGAAGCUGGUCGGCCUCUCAGGCAACCAAAUUGUCAUGCUGGUGCUUUGCACCGUCUUCAGCCUGGCCGCCGGUGUAGCCCUGUAUCACGGCUCAGAGUUUAUCCAGAACCGCAAGGAAGCUGCUGGAGAGCUGAGCUACCAGGACAGCUACGCGCGCUGGAUAAUGCCGUCACGCGAACAGAUUGCUGUGGCUCUUGCCCGUCGCAACAACCAACGUCAGCAGCGCACCAACGCUGCACAAUAG